Molecule: messenger RNA, 3621 nt
Organism: Chlamydomonas reinhardtii
Lineage: Eukaryota; Viridiplantae; Chlorophyta; Chlorophyceae; Chlamydomonadales; Chlamydomonadaceae
Exons: 7
Coding region: 159-1580 (473 amino acids)
Source: RefSeq, a predicted model, not a curated record
GUCAGUGCCAACGAUACUGCCCCGCGCGGUUGCGCGUUCUUACCUUCUUUCCUGCGCGAACGAAACGGCAGCCCUUAGGAUUCCUGUUAAAUGUGAUUCACAUCACCACUCUCACAUUUAACCAUAGGGACACCCUACAGCUCGUCGCUGGCUGGCCUAUGUUGCUGACGCGGCUGAGUGGACCCGCGGCAGCAGGCACGCCGGGCAUGCGCCCAACUCCGCAUGGGCGGCAUGGCGCCUGCCUUGGUUCACACUGGCGUGGAUGUGGAACGGCGAGCCACGGGCGCGCCUGGCGCGUCGUGGCCGCGUGCCACCUGCCCGAGGGGAGCGCGGGAGCCACCCCGGGAGUCGGGUCGCCGCCUGCAGCUGCAGCAGGGCAGGAUUCAAUGCAGCGGUUCGCGGCGAUGCUCGAUCGGAAGCUGAACCCUGUUAUGACAAGCCUUCGCCGGAUUGAAGACACAACCGCAAUACUAGUGGAGGCCGUCGUGGGCAGGGCGCUGCGUGAUCGCGAGCAGCAGAAGCAGGAGGCGGCCUCCAACAACGGCGCCCGCGGAAGCGUGAUCCUGAAGGAUGCGGCCAGUGUGGUGAAGUGCGUGCUGCCUCCCGGGCUGCCGCCACACGUGCACGAGGUGGCGGCGGGCAAGCUGGCGGCCUGGCUGGUAGAGGAGGACCGGGGCCUACGCGCUAUCCUGGAGUCGGAGCUGCGUGCGGUCCCCUCCAGGCUCACCAAAAAAGCAGACGCGGAGUGGAAGGCGGCAGCGGCUAGUGCCGCCCAGGCGGCAUUGGCAGCGCUGCAAGGUGCUGCGUGUGGGCAGCAGAACUACUCGCCGGCGCUGGACGCCCUCAAGUGCUGCGCGGACCGCCUGCCUGUCUCCCUGCAGCUGCUGGACACCUAUGCCACCAGUGACCGGGACACGGCCCUGGCGCUGAUGCGCGGCGAGCUGUGCGUGGCCGCCCUGACGGCGCUGCACCCGCUCAGCAGCGGCGAGGCCUCCUCGACCGCCACACAGCUGCAGGUGGACCGCCUGCUGCCGCUGCGCGUGUGUGCAGAGGCCGGCGGCGGUAAAGGCGGCAGCAACAGUCGCAGCGGCAGCGGAGGCGGCGACGGCGACGGCGACGGCGACGGCAGCGGCGACGGCGACGGCAGCGGCGACGGCAACGGCAGCAGCAGUGGGGGCGGGGACGGCGACGGCGACGGCGGCAGCACAUCUGGGCCCCGUGUUGGACCCGGGGUCACGGCCGUGCUGGAGAUCCAGGAGAUCAAGUCCAGCAGCGCAGGUCUUCCGACGGCGCGGGCGCAAGUGGCCCGGUGCGGCCGCAUCUUUGCGUGCGUGUAUAGCGUCCUACGGGAGCGGCUGUCGGAGGCGUUGGCCAACGCCGAGGUGCAGCUGCCGCCGACGCUGCGGCUGCAGGCCACGAUCGCGCUCGGCCAGGACGGCGAGGCCGGAGCCAGUGAGGAGCAGCGCCCGCCGCAGCUGGAGCUGUCCACCGCCGACGGCGGCUGGACCCUGAUGCAGAUGCAGUACUUGGUCCUGGCGGCGGAGACGCUGGUGCCCUGGGUGCCGGGCCGGCAGCAGUGAGCGGGCGGGCCUCGGCCUCGGCAGUGGAUGGCUGGGGGGCACGGGACGACCAGGCAGCGGCGGUGGCACUCGGCACGCCUGCUGCAACCGUGUCACGCAGCAUACCUAGCAAUCAAGCGGCCAGCCGUUGAUGCUCACGCUGCCGCUAGCUGGGCUGCGGCGCGCUGUGGCGGCGGCAGCAGCGGCGACCGGGCAGUGGGCGCUGCUCACAGCUUCUUUGGGGUGUACGGCGGUGCUGGCGGCGUGGUCCACGGUCGUGGGCGGUGGUUGGGACCGCAGACACAGCUGGCGCGGUGAUGUAGCGAUGUACACGAGGCGAGGGCUUCUGAGACUGAUCGCUGUGUUGCUUUCCCCGACAGUGCCACGGCACGGCAGGGGCUUUAGGGUGGAGGGUAAGUGUGUGAGGAGAGCGAGGGAGUUCUUUUAUGUGCGGCACGUCUUGAAGGUGUUUGCUCGUGUAGCGGCUUGUGCGAGGGUAAGGCACGUUCGUGUUAGAUACACCGUUGACUUCAAUGUGUCUGACCCAUACUGGCGGGCGUUGUGCCACCAGAGAACCCGGGGCACCACCACAAAGGCCCCGGGAGUGCCGCCAGGAACGCAUACAUCUGUUUGUUCUGGCGCAAUUUGCAAAGACAGUAUGCAGGAUUGACCUUUUAAAUGCCUGGUUUUUACUAUGGCGCUGUGUUUGUAUGUGCAUCCCACCACCCCCUCACUGCAUUACAAACACAGCGCCAUAGUAAAGACCAGGCAAUGAAAAGGUCAAUCCUGCAUGCUGUCUUUGCAAACCAGAGCCAGAGCAAACAGAUGUAUGCGUUCCUGGCGGCGCUUCCGGGGCCUUUGAACACGUACAUCUGUGGACUUGAAUACUUGAUUUAAAUGGUCAAGCCUGCAUUCUGCCUUUGCAAAUUGAGCCUGAGGAACGGAAGCAAACAGAUGUAUGUAUUUUUUUGGUUUUUACUCUGGCGAUGUGUUUGAAAUGCAGUGAGAGGGUGGUGGUGUGGUCAUACUGUCUGCGUGCCCACUUUUUGCACUGCCGGGGUUGGGUAGGCCUGCUGUUUGCUGCACAUGAUGCAAUGGAUGGCGGUGGAGCGCGGCGGCGGCGCACGGCCUGUGCCCAGCAGCGGCGGCGUGCAUGUGCGUAGCAGAGGGGGCAGGCAUGGCCACGUGGAGGAGGAGAGCGGUGCGCUGCCUGAGCAGCGGCGCAGGCGGGCAGGUUGAGAACGCUGGUCUUUGUGGCGAGCAUAGCGUACAUAGCGUAGCGAUUUAUUGCUAUUUGGUUUGUUGCCGGCUGUGCUUGUACUUGGCAGCGGGGUGCGGCUCGACACAUGGCGGGUGGUGCCUGUACGAACCGACCCCGGCUGUGUCCGGGAGAUGAGGUAGUUUCGAAACCUUCGGCCUCGGACAUUGCACCAACGUGGCGUGGCCGCACAGCUCAAUUUUCCCCUGGAGACCUGUCUUGUCCGCACCCGUGGUUGUUGGCUUCCAGGAGUGGCAUGACUCCUUGACGGGUCUACCAAGUGGUGCAGGCUGCUAAGACAGCUUGUGACGGCGUUCUGCCUUUGAGAGAAGUCAGUGUUGUGCUUGAGGGGGCGAUCACUCCCAUUGCAUAGAUGAGAGUAGCUGAGCCGUGCUGGGCAGGCGGGCGAGGGGGAGGGGGAGGGGCGGUGGCGGACUGGAGGUAGGACUGGAGGUAGGGGAGGAGGUAGGGCAGGAGGUAGCGGCGGUAGCGGAGGCAGGAGCACUGGGUGGAGGUGGAGCGCUGGCACUGGCGCAGGCGGGGGCUUUUGAGGGUCAGAUCCAAAGGGGUGCAGGCGACGGCAUUUUGAUUUGCGUGUCGGCACGGCGUGUUUACUUGAAUGCAGUCAGGUGGAGGCAAGGCUUGACGUGUAUUGAGUGAUUCGGUUAUGCGGACAGUCACGCGGAAACGCGGGUGUAGCGCCGAGCUGGGGGACACGAGGCGCCGAGCCGGGGGUGCGGGGCGCCAGUCCAGAGCAGGGGGCUAUCGUCGCGAGGCCCUAGGCAUCGCGGAUGAGACAGGUAA